GUUCCCGCUCCCCUCUCCCUCAAGAAGGAAGAGAAGCAGGAGAAGAAGACUGUCAAGAUAUCAACACCAGAAUACUUGGAAUCGCUCAAGGAUCAAGAGGAAGCGCAAAUGCGACCGUCCCUUCCUGAUGGAGAGUAGUCAUCUCCGCCAGCGGCCGACAAGUCGCCAAAGCGCAAGCCUAUCCUAAAGCGUAGCGGUACUGUAAAGUUACAGAAGAAGAACAAGCCUCCCCAUGUUGUUGAAGCGGAGGUCAAACACUACCUACCUACCAUACCCGAGGGACCUUCGCCAAGAAUGAAGUCUAUUCUUGAGAAAAAAUCACCUCAGGACGACAAUAGUUCCCCAAGAAAACCCAGCAGCUCAGACAGCAGUGACUCACCAACUAAACCUGAUAGUAUCCGACCGUCACCUCGUCGAACAUACCAACCAUCCAUUAGAUCCACACGCUCACGAACAUCCUCUAUUCUCGACCCACCACACAUUGCGCCGAUAGAUUCUGCAUAUGAGCAGUACCGAUCGCGAGACACUGGCUCCCCUCGACCCUGGACUCCAUCUUCGAGAAUGUCCGGAACAUCCGAUUACUCGCGGCCACCACCUGCGAGUGCGCAUUACGAGCCAGCGGACCUUAACGGCAGUCCUAGACCUGGGACGCCUUCUUCUAGAUAUGGAGGUAGUCCACGAAGACCGUUGCCUCCCGCUCCCCUCUUCACUGCAUCGGCACGAGCUUCGCAAUAUACGGCCGACGAUGCGACUGUAAGCAUCCCUUUGGAUGAGGGUAGCGAUGAUGUAUUUGGGCCUGGAGAAUCAGACAUCAGUGGUGCGAGACCAUACUACGACUCGUACGGUGCGCAAUCACAAGUCACCCUUAGUGAGGAGGACUCCCAAGCGCCUAUGGAAGAGAAGGUUGAGCACUACGGCGCUGCCCCAGAAGGCAAGCAAGAACGUCGCGGUGUCAGAGCCCCGCUCACCUCCAAGAAGGAGGUGCAGCUUAUCAACGGUGAACUGAUUCUAGAAUGUAAAAUCCCUACAAUUCUGUACAGUUUCUUGCCGCGCCGCGACGAAGUUGAGUUCACUCACAUGCGGUACACGGCCGUGACGUGUGACCCGGACGACUUCGUGGACAAGGGAUAUAUGCUGAGACAGAAUAUCGGCCGGACGGCGCGAGAGACAGAGUUGUUCAUCUGCGUCACUAUGUACAACGAAGACGAAGUCGAUUUUACACGUACGAUGCAUGCGAUCAUGAAGAACGUGAGCCACUUCUGUGGCCGCAACAGAUCUCGUACAUGGGGUGAGACCGGAUGGCAGAAAAUUGUCGUCUGUAUCGUAUCCGACGGUCGAGAGAAGGUUCAUCCGAGAACACUUGAUGCGCUGGCCGCUAUGGGCGUUUACCAGCACGGCAUCGCCAAGAACUUCGUUAACCAGAAGGCUGUGCAGGCUCACGUAUAUGAGUACACAACACAAGUCUCGCUCGACUCAGACCUCAAGUUCAAGGGAGCUGAGAAGGGUAUCGUACCCUGCCAGAUGAUAUUCUGCCUCAAGGAAAGGAAUCAGCGAAAACUCAACUCACAUCGUUGGUUCUUCAACGCUUUCGGCAAGGCCUUAAACCCCAACGUCUGUAUCUUGCUAGACGUGGGUACAAAGCCCGGCAAUAACUCCCUGUACCAUCUGUGGAAGGCUUUCGAUACCGACUCGAACGUCGCGGGAGCUUGUGGCGAAAUUAAGGCAAUGAAGGGCAGGCUCGGAAGUAACCUCCUGAACCCGCUCGUGGCAUCACAAAACUUCGAGUACAAAAUGUCGAAUAUCCUGGACAAGCCUCUAGAGUCUGUAUUCGGUUACAUAACGGUGUUACCCGGCGCUCUGAGUGCCUACCGCUAUCACGCUUUGCAGAAUGAUGAAACGGGCCACGGUCCGCUCAGUCAGUACUUCAAGGGGGAGACCUUACACGGUCAACACGCCGACGUGUUUACCGCGAAUAUGUACCUGGCUGAGGAUCGUAUCCUAUGUUGGGAACUGGUCGCUAAGAGAAACGAGAGAUGGGUGUUGAAGUAUGUCAAGGGCUGUACCGGAGAGACGGAUGUGCCUGAUGCCGUCCCUGAAUUCAUCUCUCAACGACGUCGUUGGCUUAACGGCGCAUUCUUUGCUGCUGUGUACUCUCUCGUUCACUUCAGGCAGAUCUGGACGACAGAUCAUACAGUGGCUCGCAAAGUGCUAUUACACAUCGAAUUUGUGUACCAGUUUCUUCAACUCCUCUUUACGUACUUUUCCCUCGCCAACUUCUACCUCGCUUUCUACUUCAUCGGCGGUGGGCUUACGGAUCCAUCUGUCGACCCCUUUGGACAUAAUAUCGCGUUAUAUAUCUUCACCGUACUCCGCUACACAUGCGUGCUACUCAUCAGCAUGCAGUUCAUCAUUUCUCUCGGCAAUCGGCCUCAGGGUGCGAAGAAGCUGUAUUUUGCUAGUAUGAUUAUAUAUGGUAUAAUCAUGGUAUACAACACAUUUGCGACAGUCUUCAUCGUUAUCCACACUAUCAAGGGUGAUCAGCUUAAACUCGGCAACAACACGUUCACGAAUCUGAUCGUAUCGACAGCCUCAACGGUGGGGCUUUAUUUUCUCAUGAGCUUCUUGUACCUGGAUCCUUGGCACAUGUUCACCAGUUCGGCGCAGUACUUCGCGCUAUUACCAAGUUAUAUCUGCACAUUGCAGGUGUACGCAUUCUGCAACACUCACGAUGUUACCUGGGGUACCAAAGGUGACAACGUCAUGAAGACGGACUUGGGAGGUGCCACUGGAAAGGGAAACGUGGUUGAGCUCGAGAUGCCGUCCGAGCAGCUGGAUAUCGACAGCGGAUACGAUGAGGCGCUGAGAAACUUGAGAGAUCGUGUUGAGGUCCCGAAGCCGGACAUAAGCGAGGCCCAGAUGCAGGAGGAUUACUACAAGAGUGUCCGAACGUACAUGGUCGUCAUAUGGAUGGUAGCUAACGCUAUCCUGGCCAUGGCCGUGUCCGAAGCCUAUGGGUACAAGGACGUUGGUAGUAAUUUCUACCUCACAUUCAUCCUAUGGUCGGUCGCGGCGCUGGCGCUCUUCAGAGCGUUAGGCAGUACUACGUUUGCGAUCCUGAACGCGAUCAACAUGGUCGUCGAGGGCAGAGUACGCCUGAGCCUCAAAGUACCCGAGUGGUUCCACGACUGGAUGGGUGGAGUCAGCAGCAAGGUCAGCGACACGAUAAGCAGCAUCGGGAGCAGCGUCCGUUCAUGAGCUGCCAUUUAUACCGUUUCUUCACGAUUUCAUGGGCCCCUUAGAAAAAUAUAGGCGAGCCGGCAACGUGUUCCGAUUAACGACGACAUUUCUUUUUCUGGAAGCUACUUCUUUGCGCCACCACAUUCGACACGAACGAUAUGGGUUUGACGAAAGUUUAAGGCAUUAGGGAUUUGGGAUUCGAGAU
Messenger RNA from Annulohypoxylon truncatum, 3442 nucleotides. RefSeq names its product glycosyltransferase family 2 protein. Gene Ontology annotation, molecular function: chitin synthase activity. The transcript is spliced from 2 exons. Bases 295 to 3255 code for a protein of 986 amino acids. NCBI's taxonomy places the organism in Eukaryota, Fungi, Ascomycota, Sordariomycetes, Xylariales, Hypoxylaceae. Gene Ontology annotation, cellular component: cell septum; cell periphery. The record is from RefSeq and is a predicted model, not a curated record.